CUCACUCACUCACACACGUAACUCGUGCCGCGACCGUGUUUACCAAGUGACCGAGUGUCUGUGAUUUAUUUAUUUUAAUUAGUUCGUUAAAAUGGCCAACAAUCGUGCUGCCAAGUCUGGCUUCGCCGCCGAGGCUCAGCGAAAGAUCAACAGCAAAUACAGCGAAGAGCUGGCACAAGAAUGCCUGGAAUGGAUCCGGGCGAUCACCGGCGAACCCGAGAACGUAUCAGGGGAUAUGGACAACUUCUACGAAAUACUCAAGGACGGGACCCUGCUCUGCAAGCUAGUCAACAACAUCCAACCGGGCCAAGUUAAGAAGAUCAACGAAUCCAAGAUGGCGUUCAAAUGCAUGGAGAACAUAAACGCAUUCUUGGAGGCCGCGAGACAACUCGGCGUACCGGCUCAGGAGACCUUCCAAACUGUUGAUCUGUGGGAGAGACAGAACCUCAACUCCGUGGUCAUCUGUUUGCAGUCACUUGGCAGAAAGGCUCACAACUACGGCAAACCGUCGAUCGGGCCCAAAGAGUCCGAGAAGAACGUGAGAAACUUCUCAGAGGAACAACUUCGCGCCGGUCAGGGCGUCAUCUCGCUACAGUACGGCUCCAACAAGGGCGCCACGCAGAGCGGCAUCAACUUUGGCAACACGAGGCAUAUGUAGACUGUUCGUCUGUUUGUUGUGUGGUAAAACGGGUUACGUAAAAACGGGACGUGGAUGCUGCUUUUAUAAUUUCAUCAGAAGAUCUAAAUUGUCUCAUAUUCUCACUAUUUCUUCAUCUUUCUUCCGUCGAGUUGUGUUUUUGAUCUUCUGAUGGUAGUUUGUUUGUUGCGUCCUAAAAGAACUCACAAAAUCCGCCAGAUAACGUAACCAGUGGGCCUGAGGCUACAAAGAAAUUUGAACGCUUUCAAUAGUUUUUGCAACCUUUUUAAAUAGACAAAAAUUGGGCACAAUAAUUGUCAAUUUCUAUUAGGUUGGUCGGAUCGCAG
Molecule: messenger RNA, 984 nt
Organism: Leguminivora glycinivorella
Lineage: Eukaryota; Metazoa; Arthropoda; Insecta; Lepidoptera; Tortricidae
Gene: Chd64
Product: myophilin
Exons: 4
Coding region: 92-658 (188 amino acids)
Molecular function (GO): protein binding
Source: RefSeq, a predicted model, not a curated record